This is a messenger RNA of Pneumocystis carinii B80, 3415 nucleotides long. RefSeq lists its product as hypothetical. NCBI's taxonomy places the organism in Eukaryota, Fungi, Ascomycota, Pneumocystomycetes, Pneumocystales, Pneumocystaceae. The record is from RefSeq and is a predicted model, not a curated record. Gene Ontology annotation, biological process: microtubule-based movement; mitotic spindle assembly. Gene Ontology annotation, molecular function: microtubule binding; plus-end-directed microtubule motor activity; ATP binding. Gene Ontology annotation, cellular component: spindle microtubule; nucleus. The coding region runs from base 47 to 3370 and encodes 1107 amino acids. The transcript is spliced from 10 exons.
UAAAAAAUGAUAGAAUCGGAGGAUCUCUUAAAAGACAAAUAAAAAAAUGAUAAGUGGAAGGAGAAUACGGCCGCCUAUCACACAGAGAGGAUCAUCUCUAUCCAUGCAGUCAUUAUCGAGUUCUACGUCUUCAAUUCCUAGUAAUGAACCAUCAUCUCCAAAUCAGAAAUCACAUGAAAAAAAAGCAUCACAAGUGCAAUUAUCAGAACCAAUACCUAUUAUAACAAAGAAAAAGAAGUCAUACGAGAAUAACAAUGAGAUAAACAAUGGAGAAACAAACAUCCAGGUAGUAGUAAGAUGUCGUGGACGAAGUAAACGAGAAAUACGGGAAAAUAGUUGUAGUAUUGUUUCAACAGAAGGACCUCGUGGGAGAGAAGUAUGUGUUCAAACUAGUCCUUUAUCGCAAAUGAAUACAAGGACAUAUACGUUUGAUCGUGUUUUUGGACCAGAAGCAGAUCAAGCAAUGAUAUUUGAUGACGUUGUUCUUCCGAUACUUAGAGAGGUUUUGGAUGGUUACAAUUGUACUAUAUUUGCGUACGGACAGACUGGAACAGGGAAAACCUAUACUAUGACGGGUGAUAUGUCAGAUAAUUAUGGUAUCCUUUCAGAUACCUCUGGAAUAAUACCAAGAACACUUUAUCGCUUAUUUAGUAUUCUUGAGACAGAAAACACAGAAUAUUCAGUUAAAUGUUCAUUUAUUGAACUUUAUAAUGAAGAACUUCAUGAUUUGUUAUCGAUCGAAGAUAAAAAAGUAAAAAUUUUUGAAGAUACAGUGAAGAAAGGAAUAGUAAUAAGUGGCAUGGAGGAUAUUCCUAUCACAAAUUCAUCAGAUGGAAUAAAAUUACUUCAAAUGGGAAGCCAUAAACGCCAAGUUGCAGCAACAAAAUGUAAUGAUCUUUCGAGUCGUUCGCAUUCUAUUUUUACGAUUACUAUGCAUAUUAAAGAUAUUACAGAAUUUGGAGAAGAUCUUUUGAGAGUAGGAAAGCUUAAUUUAGUAGAUCUUGCUGGCUCAGAAAACAUUGGGCGUUCAGGUGCAGAAAAUAAACGUGCUCGUGAAGCAGGAAUGAUAAAUCAAAGCCUUUUGACACUCGGAAGAGUAAUAAAUUCCUUGGUAGACAAAUCGCAACAUAUUCCAUAUCGUGAAUCAAAAUUAACACGUCUUUUACAAGAUUCAUUAGGUGGAAGAACUAAAACAUGCAUUAUUGCAACUAUAAGUCCUGAAAAGAUUAAUCUGGAAGAAACAAUAAGUACAUUAGAAUAUGCAAAUCGAGCAAAAAGUAUCAAAAACAAGCCUCAAGUUAAUCAGAUGAUGACAAAGAAAACGCUUAUUAAAGAAUAUAUUCAAGAUAUAGAAAGACUAAAAAAUGACUUAAAUGCAUGUCGUCAAAAAACAGGCAUUUAUCUUGCAGAAAGCUCAUAUAAAGAACUCACAGAAGAGAAUCAAUCUAAUAAAGCGUUGGUAGAAGAGCAACAACGAAAGAUAGAUGCUUUGGAAUCAUCAUUAAGAUCAACUCGAGAACAAUUUGAGCAAAACAUGAAGCUUUUCAUACAAACCAAAAAGGAUUUAGAAAAAACAUCUAAAACCUUGGAAGACACGAAAAAUACCUUAAAAAAAACAGAAGUUGAUCUUGUAGAUACUAAACAACAUUUAAAUGAAGAAACUGUUCUUAGGAAAGCUCAUCAAGCUACGGAAUGGGAACUUGAUAUUAUAGCAAAUGAACUUCAUUCUACUCUUAAAAAAACAAUUGUUGAUAUUAAUAAUUUACAUGAAAAAAUUGAACGCAAGACAGACAUUGAAUCUUCAAAUAAAAUAUUAUGGAAUGAAACAAAAUCUCAUAUAAUUAGAUUUAUGGAAGAUCUCGAUAAUAAUAUAACUAAAUAUCAUUUAUUUCAAUUUCAAUAUUCAGAUAAACUAGAAAAUGAAAUUACAGAAUUCGUUACAAAAGAAGUAGAACAUAUUGAUGAUAAUUUCCAAUUCAUAGAUCAACAACUUUUGAGCUUUGAAAAUAGGCAUGCUGAAAUUUCUAAUGAAAUAAAUGCAGCAAAAUAUGAAACAAAUAGCUUUUUGGAAGAAAUCAAGAAACUUAAAGAAAAAAUCAAAUUAAGACUCAAAGAUGGGUUUAAAAACAUGAGAAAAACAACAGAAAAAAUUUCGGAGGAAGUUUUUGGGGAAAUGGUAAAAUUUCAACAACAGAUCCAUAAUUCAUAUAGCCAAUUGGGACAUGAUAUGAAAUCCGUAUUUGAUGAUACUGAAAAGCACAUUACUACACAAGCGACAGAGAUUCAAAAUUUAAAAUCAGAUAUUUUAGGAUUAUCUCAAUCUAUAAAAAAUAAAAUAUUUCAGAUAUCUGAUCACUUUAAAAAAUCAUUAUCUGAAGAACAAAAGAAAAGUUCAGAAGAGAAAAUAGAAUUGUUAAAUCAUAUAUCUUGUCUUAUUAAUAGUUUUUUUGAAAAACAAAACGAACGACAAAUUGCUCAAUUUGAUUAUACUCAAUCAAGUAUAGAUGACGUAUCUACAAGUAUUGAUGAAAUGGUUUCUACUUUUUCUAAAAAAAUUGAUAUUUGGUCUGCAAAAGAAGGUCUUUUUGUCAAGAAAUUAACGAACUCAAAAGAGGAUAUUAAAAACAAUGUCAUAUUAUCAGCAAAAAAUUCUGACGGAAAAGGCGCAGCUAUUCAAGACAAUAUUCAAGCAAUUUAUUCAGAAAUUCUACAGCUAAUUGAUGCUCAAAUGCAAGACGUAAAUACUCAAAUACAUGUUUUCGAUAACGUUAUCACUAAAGCACAUUCGCAGAACUCUCUUCAUUAUAGUGCAUAUAUACAAAAUAAUGAUUCUAUAUUUGAUGAUAUUAAGAAUUCCUAUCAAAAAUUAAAAGUAAAAGUAAAUGAUAUUAAAGAAGAUAUUGAUAAACAUUCAUAUUUUGUUAAUGAUUUAACCAAAAAUCAAAAAUCGGAAAACGAUUUUCAUAAAGACUCUAUUAUUUCUCAAAUAACAGCCAGUCAUAAUAAGAUUUUAUCAGCAUCCAUAAAAAAUGAAGUUUUAACAGGUAAAACACCAAAAAAAUGCAACUACGAAUAUCCAGCUUCAUGGAAGCUUACAAAACCCCAUGAGGAAAUACUUAAACAAUUAAGAAAAGGGCCUCUUUCGGAAAUUGAUACAAAUAUAGUUUCUGUUGAAAAUUCCAAAUAUCUGGAAUCUAAAGAUUUGGAAAAUAAUACUGUAGAAGAAAAAUCCAGCGGAUUAUGCGUCGAAAUACAUUCUAAUUCAAGCGAGAAACUAUGUAAUGUAAAUGCAAAACCAUCAACGAAUGUAGAGAAUCAUGAAGAUGAAUUUAAAUCAAAAAUUCGAAAACGUACCUACCAAAUGGUUUAAUAUAAUAUAGUUAUAAUACAUAAUCCUAAAGCAUUAAAGGCUACA